CUGCCCGCCUUUCACGACAGCGCCGCGCUUUACGAUCAUCUCCCCUCCCCGACUUCUUUUCCUCCAUUUUAUGGCGCGUGGACCUGCGGCCUGGGGGAGCUUAGUAGUCUGGGCUGGGUCAGGGCCCAACCUCAGCCGCUCCAUCUCCUGCCUCCGCGCCUUCGCCCCCAUGGCGAGAACGUCAUGGGCCCACGCAUUAUAUCCGGCCUCUCGGUGGCGCGGAGCCCCCAGGAGGAACUGAAUUCAAAUCCUACGCCACUCCUUAGCUGCAAGUCCCUCGUCCUCACUGGCCUUCCGUUAUGGGCACCCAAGGUGCCUGACACUCAGUAGGCGCUCAAUACAUGCUUAUUCCCCCCGGAGAGGGGCUCACAGUAGGCCCUUUAUAAGGACUCACUGACCAAUAGGCAGUGAUGUGGCUGGGGCUUUGUCUCCAGCCUCAGCUCCUUGCCCUGCACACAGUAGCUGCUUCCUCAGUGUUAGUUGCCUGGGGUUUGAAGGUGCACAAAGUCUGGAGCUCAACAUGAUUCUGAGAAGGGCUGCACAGACUUCCCCAGGUGGAGGAACAAACAGCACCUCGUGCUGGGCUCUCCCGAGCGAGUCCCCGUAUCUGUCGGUGGACGUCCCCUGUGCGUGAAGCCGCAGAACCUCGACUCCCCACAACUGACCCCGGCCUGAGAGGGGAGACCCAUCGCCAGGAUCAAAGAUGCCGCUCCCCAGCGGAGUGAUGGAGACCAUCAACUUCAAUGCCAUCCCCAUGAUCCCGCUGGACGAUCACCUGUCGACGUCGUCCAUGGAGAGGCAGAAGCUGCAUGAGGAACAGAAGGCUUACAUGAAGCAGAACCCGCCCCUGUGCUUCGUGGGCUCCGUGGGCAAGGUGAACAAAAAGAUCGCCCAGAUAGACCUGAAGACGCGACUCCACAAAACCAGCAUUCACAGCAAGAUCCUGGUUAUUGAGAAACUGGAGGCAGAAGAGGAACUGAGACAGCAGCAGCGCAUCUGGGGAGAGAAAGGCAAAGCCGAUGGGGGGAAGAAGGCUAGCAAAGCUAAGGCAAAGAUACAGAAGUUUUCCCCGCUAACUUCAUCGAUUUCAAGUGUUUCCUAUCUUGCAUCGAAAAAGAGAAUCCAGAAGGAUGGGCUGGUUGAGUUGUACCAGGCCCCACCAUACAAUGAGGAGAUGCCCAAUGAGCUGCCAAACAGAGUGAACUACUUUGAGAUGGUGGGCAACGUUGUCCGGGCACAGGGAAGCACCACCCUCACUGGCAAGCCUAUCUGUGCACCAGCAGAAAUGACCAAAUUCUUUUGCUGUCCGUAUACGAGAUCUAUCGUGUUGGAUUGUUUCUGGUGGCUCUUUCAUGAAAGAUAUGAUUUAAACAAGAUGACCCAGAGGAAGCUGUUUGACCGAGUGUCUGAAAACUAUGCUCAUCUUCUGUUGGACCUGCCCAAUUCAGGCUUCAAAGAAGUCCUCCUACGGAUUUUCCCAUCCCUCUUGAGUCAAGUCCUGUAUACCAGCUUCUGCACCUGCUUCCCGCAGUCGUGGUUUGGCAAUCAUGAAUUCAAAUCUUUCGUCUGUGACACGAUACAUCAGUGGAUCGGAGGCACACUCCCAAACCCAAAGAGCUAUAUGAACUGGAACUACUUUGAGCUGGAGCCAGAGCGAUUCCGGAGAGAAGAGAUGCUGAGAGGCCCUGAGAAGGUCUCUGGCGUUGCCAGGUAUAGGACCACCUCAAAGCUCUCAAAGGCUGAACCCCAGUACAAGAGGCAGAGGCAAGCCUCCAAGAGGGUCAAGGAGAUCACGGAGAUGAGGCUGUUGGAGAAGGCGUCUCAGAACGAGUCUCAUCCGGCCUGCCGGGGACCCGAGUUUUCGAAAAAUGUGUUCAGCAUCACUGGGAAGAGCCCGCUGAUUGUCCACUACCUCCAGCAGCACAACGCUUACCAGCAGACCGGCCAGGACAUCCUGAUGAUCCGGCGCGAAGUGUCCAAGACGAUACCAGAGGGCACCGCCACGUAUAGAGACGUGAUCCGGCAGGUCAGGGCCAACAUGUUAAAGCUGAACAAGGAAAUGCAGAGGCUGCGGGAGGUCUACAGCAACGAGUGGAAACUGUUUGAGCAGAGCCAGAAGGAUAUACAGUCCAACUUCCUCAGGGAAGUGAAAGACAUCAGCACCAGCAAAGUAGAAAAGAAGACAGAGGAUGAAUCAUCAGUUUAUCGUUCCUCGGGAGGAACUUACUGAUCAGUUUGGGAAAACCUUUAAGUGGAUGAUGUCCACGGCAGAGCUGCGUCCGCUGAAAACAGAGUUGGGCCGAAGAUAAUGAGUUAGGAGUCACCGAGCCGUCAGAGCUGCUGAAGCACAUUAAACGCCUGCACUCUGCCACCCUGGGCCGGGCGGGCUGGGCCAGCACCAGUGACCACAGGCGUUUCUGGGGCUGCCCCAGCGUUCCCGGCCUGGGGAGGGGAGUCAGAGCUGGCAAAGGCACGGCUGCUCCCUGUUCCUCCUGGCGUGGCGUACGCUCGGGCUUCCGAGGGCACAUAAACAUUACAUCCAGGGCUUUGGGGGCGGUGGCAAACAGAGACCCCCGGAGGCUGACUGUGGGGUGGACGGGGAGCUUUGGUGAACUUGGGAAGAAUCCCACAUGGCAAGUCAGCCCCACUCAACUGUGUUUUGAGUUGCUGAGCUCAGACCCCACAUUGAAGGGUUUGAUUUAAAAUUCAAUAGAUUCAAAAGAAAACUUAUCUUCCUUCUCAGCCCAUCCUCUCCUUUUCAAACUUCCCAAUUUCUAUUGAGAGAUGCACCGUAUUCCCAGUCACCCUGGCUUUUAUCCAACCACGUUCUGUUGAUUUGGUCUCUGAGCUUAUUUAACAUCCACCCCUUUGUUCAGGCCUUCAGGAGCAUGACCUCUAUCCUUUCCAACUUAUUCUUUUUUAAAAACCUGAUAGGUUUUCUUUUGAUGGCCAGACACCAUUCAGCAGACAAGAAAAGCUGAAAUAAAAGCCGAAAAAAAGGGGGCGACUCAAGUGACUGCCCCGUCAGUCUGUGGGAUGUCCUGUUUUUAUAAUUUAACAACUGGAAAAGUCUGUGUGUCUACUGUAACUUGAAGUUUAGCAAUGAAAACUGCCUUUCUUUGCCUUAAUGUAGUCAUUGUAUUUUGUGGCUUUCUUGGCUUUGUCCAUCCUGGAGUGGGAAUUCUUCUGAAUUCUUUCUUUUUGUUCUUGAAAGUAUAGCGAUCCCUGACAUUCUUGUUCCUCAUUAUGGGCGUGUUCUGUUAUGAGAAAUAAUGAUCGGUUAUUGACAUAGGGGUCUUUCCUUGUUACAUUUAAUUUCUUAGGAUAUUCACCUCAUAGUAGCAUCUUUGCAUCCAGUAAUAUGAACCAAUAUUCAUUGCCUUCCACAGCUUCCCUCAGCUACAGCUUUUCUCACCCUCAGCCAUCCUAGGGACUGGUGCCUUCCUCCAGAACUAUCACCGUGUAAUUCUCAUCUCUGAAAUUCCCUCAUUACACAUGACCGUCUUCCGUCUCUUCCCUCUGCCUCCUUCUAAACUUUUCUCCAUCCUCGUUGCAAACUCCAGUGUUUCCCUCCUUGUUCUCAAAGUCUACUGGCCCUGCUCUAGGCUCCUUUCCCUGUCUUUGGAGUCUUGACCCUAGAGCUGACCAACAACUUUCCUUUGCCUCAUUUUCCUGCUACCAUUAGCAGUGUUCCUGGUCCACCCCCAGUAUCCGCCAGCCUGACCUGCUGAACAUCACAGGAGGGAGACACCCCAAUCUGUUGCCUGGGUCCACAACAAAUUCAUGCUAAUCAGUCUUAAUUGUUCCUUACUGCUACAUAGAAGAGCGUAAGUUUUCUUUAAUUGACUCUCUCCCAAACUCCCCUCCGCAAUCCUCAAGCAAGCUCCCAAGCUGCUUCCAGCUCCUGUCUCUACCCAUGUCCUCAUCUCCUGCUACAUGGGGGCGGUAGAAGCCAGCUGCUGUGAACCCCAUGUUUUCCUACUCUGCACCUCCCCACUCGUAUGAGGAAGUCAUGGUCCUUGCAGCCAAAAGCCAUCUUCUCCAGGAAGGAGCUCAUCCUCACAAGUGAUUGCCGCUCCCUCUCUUCUCAAGCCGGUGUCCUGCACGGCACCUCCUGGCACUGCCAGACUUCGGCUGCUCAUUGCCUCCUCUUCCUUACCAUGGGUGCUGUGGCCCUUCACGUCUCUGCCCUGGAUUAUUGCCGUGUCCUUUCUCACAGGCUCUCUCCCCUCGCUAGCUCAUCCUUCGUCCAGCUGUCAAAUCAUCUUCCUAAGGGACAAGGGUGGCUGGUCACUCCACUGCUCGAAAGCCCUGCCCUGUGACCAGAUACGGACUCUUGGGCAUGACAUUAUGGUCUUGUGCCACCUAACGGGCAUUCCCCUUUCUAGCCUUAUUCCACACACCUCCUUAUUUGAACUAAAUUGGAUGGUUUACCAUUUUCUACAUUUAAUAUUCCACAUCCCACUGCUGGAUGUUCGCCUGAACUGCCCCCGGUCCUUGGACUUCCGCUCCCCUCUGCUUUCUCAGAAUACUUAUCUUCCCUUAAGGCUUAAUGCCAGUGUCACCUACUAGGAGAAACCUUCCCCAAUCCCUUCUCCCUCCCUCCUCAUCUUUUCUUAAACCACCUUUAUUUGUGUGUUUUGUAUCUCUCAAGUAGAAGGUGAGCUCCCGCGGACAAGAGCUUGUUUUUUGUCUUUAAAUCCUCAGCUUUGUAAAAUGUCUUAUAUAUAUAUAGUAGACCUUCAAUAAAUGCCUAUUGAGUCAAAUA
Antechinus flavipes (yellow-footed antechinus) is the source of this 4768-nucleotide messenger RNA. It is a transcript of the gene FAM227A, whose product is annotated as family with sequence similarity 227 member A. The transcript has 16 exons. The record is from RefSeq and is a predicted model, not a curated record. Bases 704 to 2230 code for a protein of 508 amino acids. Lineage: Eukaryota; Metazoa; Chordata; Mammalia; Dasyuromorphia; Dasyuridae.